AUGAUGGAGCCACUACAUGCGCAGUAGUGUCUGUGCCAGCUUGACACAGAGAAGCAAGCACACUGCACACCCCACCCACCACCAAUCCUUCCCACCUCCAUUCUCACACCCCCACCGACCAUGUCAGACGACGAGGGAGGGGAGGAGUACCUUUUCAAGAUCGUGAUUAUUGGUGACUCGGCCGUCGGAAAAUCGAACUUGCUCUCGCGCUACGCCCGCAACGAGUUCAAUCCGCACUCCAAAGCCACCAUAGGAGUGGAAUUCCAGACGCAGAGCAUGGAAAUUGAUGGUAAGGAGGUGAAGGCUCAGAUUUGGGACACUGCUGGCCAAGAGAGGUUCCGUGCCGUCACUUCUGCUUACUACAGAGGAGCUGUUGGCGCUCUCGUUGUUUAUGAUAUCAGCCGCCGCAACACCUUCGAUAACGUCGGCCGAUGGCUCGAUGAGCUCAAAACUCAUUCUAAUACAACAGUGGCACAGAUGCUGGUCGGUAACAAAAGAGAUUUGGAGAAUAUCAGAGAAGUGAGUAUCGAGGAAGGCGCGAGUCUCGCAGAAGCAGAAGGGUUGUUCUUCAUGGAGACUUCUGCCCUAGAUUCAACAAAUGUCAAAAAGGCUUUCGAGAUGGUUAUUCGAGAGAUUUAUAGCAAUGUGAGCAGAAAAGUCCUGAACUCAGAUACUUAUAAAGCUGAAUUAUCUCUCAACAGGGUAAGCCUUGUCAACAGUGACGGAUCGAAGCAAUCCAAAGGCUAUACUUCUUGCUGUUCCAGGUGACCUCUAUUCUCUCCUCAUCUCCAGAAUGUGUACACAAGCUGAGGCCAUUUUCAUGGUUGUUUUAUUUGAUUCAAAAUUUGUUUAGUUGAUGGGUUUGUUUGUUUCUUAAAAGAAUUUCUUCUUGAGUUCCUUGGUUUCCAAUAAGACAAUGUUAUAGGAUGAUAAUUAUAUGUUAAAAGUUUAUUCAAGAAAAUGAGUCAGUUUGAGUGUUCAUAA
Molecule: messenger RNA, 984 nt
Organism: Tripterygium wilfordii
Lineage: Eukaryota; Viridiplantae; Streptophyta; Magnoliopsida; Celastrales; Celastraceae
Product: ras-related protein RABA5d-like
Exons: 2
Coding region: 121-768 (215 amino acids)
Cellular component (GO): endosome
Molecular function (GO): GTP binding; GTPase activity
Source: RefSeq, a predicted model, not a curated record